AUGGAUAAAUUCUUGCGUGAAUGGCGGCAGGAAGCCGUCAACAAUCAUCAGUACGAGACAGCCAUUUUCGUCGGCGACAAGGUGCUCGCCCUCACAGGAGCUGACGAAGACUCAUUUUAUCUGGCGCAGGUCCACUUCAGUACCGGCAACUAUAGUCGUGCGCAGUCGUUUCUCGCUCGUGGUAACCUGCUCGACCGCAACGCGCAAUGCCGGUAUAUGGCAGCCCACUGCGCGAUAAAGCUAGGCAAGACAGAGGAGGCAUUGGCGAUACUGGGCGACAAAAAUCCCACCCAUCUUAUAACGGCACCAGGUAGCGCACGCCAAAAGCUACGACACGUAGAUGUAAACACUCGGGCGGGCGCACGGCACAAUAAACAUGGCUCGCGUUCAGAACGCGUCCCAACGAGCGAGGAGCGCGACAAGGAAGACGUUAAUAACAUCAAGUCAGAGGCGGGCAUGUGCUAUCUGCGGGGUCUCUGCUAUGCCAAACAGAAUGCCUUCGACCGGGCCAAAGAGUGUUACAAGACGGCCUGCCAGAUUGACGUACAGUGCUUCGAAGCUUUCGACGCCCUUAUGACCAACUCGCUCAUGUCUCCCACCGAAGAGUGGAAGUUCCUCGAUUCACUAAAUUUCGAUACCAUCAGCGUCCCCAACAACCCUUCGCUUUCGCAAGAGGCCGCAGAGUUCACCAAGACCUUGUACACAACGCGCUUAUCCAAGUAUUCGCGACCGAAUGAGUUCGAAGAGGCUGUGGAACAGCUGACGACACACUACAAUCUCGCUAACAACCCCGACAUCAUCCUUGCCAAAGCCGAACAGCGCUACACGAAUUGCCGCUUCCGCGAAGCUCUCGAGUUGACCUCAUCUGUCCUCAGGGAAGAUAAGUAUAAUUUCGCAAUACUGCCUGUGCAUCUCGCUUCGUUGUACGAGCUUCAGCAGCGUAAUGUUCUGUUUUUGCUUGCGCACGAGCUUACAGACACACAUCCUUCGGAGCCAUGCACCUGGCAUGCUGUGGGCAUAUACUAUCUGGCAACACACCGCAUCGCCGAAGCACGUAGAUACUUCUCCAAGGCUUCAGUCAUGGAUCCGCAUUUUGGACCUGCUUGGAUAGGCUUCGCGCACACGUUCGCUGAAGAAGGCGAACACGAUCAAGCCAUUUCGGCAUAUUCCACCGCCGCGCGGCUGUUCCAGGGCACUCACCUUCCGCAGCUCUUCCUCGGUAUGCAGAACCUGCAGCUUAAUAACAUGACACUUGCACACGAAUAUCUCGAUACUGCAUACCAGCUCUGCACCACCGACCCGCUCUUGCUCAACGAAAUGGGCGUCGUAUUCUACCACGAAGACCAUCUCCCCAAUGCCAUCUCCAUGUUCCGCCGCGCCCUUGCAAUCAGCGAACAGAACAACGCCGAUGUCUCGUCGCUCAUCCCUAUCCGCACGAACCUCGGGCACGCCCUCCGCCGCGACGCUCAGUUAGAGGAAGCCCUACAAACCUUUGAAGACGUUCUGCGCCAUGGUGUCAAAGAUGCUUCUGUGUUCUCUGCGAAAGGACUUGUGCUGCUUGAGCUCGGGAGAACUUGGGACGCUGUCACAGCGUUCCAUGAGGCGCUCGCAGUGGCACCACAGGAUCCUAUGGCCACAGAUUUGCUCAAUCGUGCACUCGAAGCCAACGAAGACGACGCGAGUUUUGCGGGCGUGGAUAAGACUAUUGGUAAUGAGCAAAGCAUGGGUGGGGAAGGCAGCGACGAAGAGAUUGAGGAGGUGGAACGCUUGCUCGGCGGUAGGCUUAGGGGAGAUUCAGCAGAACAAAGUGGCAGGCAGGAGCCGGAGGAGAAGAAAUGUCCCUAUGGAUGA
Messenger RNA from Didymosphaeria variabile, 1851 nucleotides. It is a transcript of the gene cut9, whose product is annotated as anaphase-promoting complex subunit Cut9. Gene Ontology annotation, molecular function: protein binding. Gene Ontology annotation, biological process: cell division. The coding region runs from base 1 to 1851 and encodes 616 amino acids. Lineage: Eukaryota; Fungi; Ascomycota; Dothideomycetes; Pleosporales; Didymosphaeriaceae. The record is from RefSeq and is a predicted model, not a curated record. The transcript has 2 exons.